Messenger RNA from Branchiostoma belcheri (Belcher's lancelet), 568 nucleotides. Its product is annotated as transmembrane protein 97-like. The coding region runs from base 27 to 533 and encodes 168 amino acids. The transcript is spliced from 3 exons. Gene Ontology annotation, cellular component: endoplasmic reticulum. NCBI's taxonomy places the organism in Eukaryota, Metazoa, Chordata, Leptocardii, Amphioxiformes, Branchiostomatidae. The record is from RefSeq and is a predicted model, not a curated record.
GUUGUCACACCAUACAUCGCCCCAACAUGGCGCGUGUUUUAGAGUGGGUUUUCUUCCUGUACUUCGCCUCACAUAUUCCCAUCACUGUCCUGUUCGACUCGCAGGCACUGCUGCCAAAGGAGCUGUACCCUCAAGCCCUGAGUGAGAUUAAGGAGGUCUAUGCUCGCGGUGCGAAGGAUGCCCUGAUGGCGGACCCACCCAUUUGGUUCCAGGGGAUUAUUUGUGUGGAACUGCUCUUCCAGUUUCCUUUCUUCUUUGUGGCAGCGUAUGCCUUCCUCAUGGGUAAGUGUAAGUGGAUCCGCCUGCCAGUGAUCAUCUACUCCACCCACACGGCCACCACCCUCAUCCCCAUCCUCACUCAGAUCUUCUUCGCAGACUUCUCUGACUCCCCCGUCCCCGGCCCGGCCACCUUCGAGGAGCGCAUGACCCUCGCCACCAUCUACAUGCCGUAUCUGGUCAUCCCCCUGCUGAUGCUGUUUGUCAUGGUGUUCAGCGAUGAUUACAAACCACAUCUGCACAUCAAAUCCCACUAGAUUAGGCCACACUGAUUGAAUUUCAUGGAUGACAU